Messenger RNA from Vigna radiata var. radiata (mung bean), 447 nucleotides. RefSeq names its product methyl-CpG-binding domain protein 2-like. Lineage: Eukaryota; Viridiplantae; Streptophyta; Magnoliopsida; Fabales; Fabaceae. The transcript has a single exon. The record is from RefSeq and is a predicted model, not a curated record. The coding region runs from base 1 to 447 and encodes 148 amino acids.
AUGGCAGAGCAAUUGCAGUUGCAGGUUUUACAGGAGAUGCAGAGGCAGAUGCAGGAGAUGAGGGCAGAAAUAGCAGCCUUACGGGCAGAGCGAGAGAACGGGAUAGGGAGGCCCUCGGUACAGUCAGUGAACGUGCAGACGAUCCAUUCCGAUGAUGAGGAGGUGAGUAGACGACCAUCAGUGGAAGAAGUGGUGGGAGCUGAUGGUGGGGGAAAUAGGGGAAGGGGCCGAGGAAGAGGGAUUGGACGGGGAGAUGGGGCAAACGGAAGGGGGAUCGGCAGGGGAGAAGGGCUGAACGGGAGAGGAAGGGGAAGAGACGUUCGGGGAAGGGGGAGAGGAAGAGGGGAAGAAAAUGUAGAGCGUGAUCGGGAACCCGGAGGGGCGGAGGGAGCUUGUAGGGCAGAACCAACCGUUCGAAGAAGCCCGGGAGGACGAGGACCAGUUUGA